This is a messenger RNA of Siniperca chuatsi (mandarin fish), 1283 nucleotides long. Its product is annotated as neural Wiskott-Aldrich syndrome protein. The transcript has 9 exons. The record is from RefSeq and is a predicted model, not a curated record. Lineage: Eukaryota; Metazoa; Chordata; Actinopteri; Centrarchiformes; Sinipercidae. Gene Ontology annotation, biological process: actin filament organization. The coding region runs from base 122 to 1219 and encodes 365 amino acids.
UUCAAAUCAGUUACGGUUAGGGUCAGAACUGCAUGUGGGUUCAGUGGAUACAUUUAGUAAGAAUGAAAAGAUGAGGUAGUGACAGUAGUGGUGAGUAGAGGGCGAAAACAAGGGUCUUGUGAUGGCAUCAAGUGUGAUUCCUGGAUGUCAUGUAAUGAGUGAUCUCCUGACUAUCCGUGAGAAAGGUGUCCUCUUCACUCUGCUCGAACCUCAGUGUAAGCUGAUCAAAACUACAGUAGCACAGGUACUAGUGGCCAAAGAGACCCAGGGUGAGAGUCCAGGCUGGAGUUGUUUGGGUUGUGGCGUGUUGUGUCUAAUGGAGGAUGAGUCCAUUCACUCCUGCUUCCUGCGUCUCUACUGUGUCAAGCAUGCAAAGUUACUGUGGGAGGAGGAGCUGUACAUUCCAUUCAAGUACAAUGCAACUCGCACGUUCUUCCACACUUUCCCUGCAGAUGGCCAGCAGGUUGGACUCAACUUUGCAAAUGAGACAGAGGCUGAGGAAUUUCAUCUUGCCGUGGAGGCUGUCCAAAGAAACCAAGAAGAGAUGACCAGGAUGAUUGAAAUAACAAAGGCUGAAGGAGAGGACAGUUCAACAAGUGACCCACACCAUUCAGGAAUUGAGCCACUUGACCAUUUUGACGGGGAGCCACAUUUCCCCAUGGACGCACCGUCCACGACAGUUACACCAGCCACCAGUUCAGAUCAGGACCCCGCAAUGAGGAGGCUGUUGAUGCAGGCAAGACUCACUAAGGAAGACCUGAGAGACAAAGACAUUGCUGAAGCUGUCGACUGCAUCAUCAACCGGUUUGGAGGACUAAAGGCUGUGCAGAGAGAGCUAUGGAACAUAGGCCCAGCAUCUCAGACAUUGCCAAGAUCUGCAGGGGCAUCCAUCUCCCUUGCUCUGAAGAAAGGGCCUUUGCCACCGGUUCCCUCCAUCAAACGCAGCAACACCUCCCAGCGGACUCCACAGGGCGCAGACACACUUGGCCAGAGUCAGAUUCCCCCUUGGAUUCCUCCUCCACCUACUCCUGCUCCAGUUGUCCCAGAGAGAUUCAGAAAGAGUGCAAGUUUCAAACACGUGGGCUCCUCAACAGCUGCAGACAGAGGAGACCUUAUCCUGACUGCAUUGACAGAAGUUUUCAGACAAAAGCAGCUGCUCCAGCAAACCACAAGUGCAGAUGGGAGUGAAUCAGAGCCGGACAGUGAUGUUCACCUUUAAAGAAACGUUGUUUUUUUUCUGUGCUGUAUGAUAUACUCAUUAAACAUUUGUGAUACAUCUGCAA